GAUAUAAAAAUAUCAAUUUCACAAAUGAAAACAAAAUGAUUUGUGUAUCGUAAACGGAGUAGCAAGAAUACUACCUUCAGUAUCUUUAAUGUUAAAAGAAGUAGAGGAAAGUGGGUGCCAUUUUUCAAUCUUUCAUUAUUUUCAAUGAUAAAUAGCCUCAUUUGUUAGGCUUGUUGGGCUGCAAAACGGUGAAUCAAUAAGGAGAGCGUCCAACAUAGCUCUGGUCCUCACAAGUUCCUACCUCAUGCUUCCACGGGUCAAGCGAUGACAAAGACCGUCAGAGUUGUGUGCUUAGCUGGUAGUGCAGCCUGGGGCACUGCUGUCCUUUUUACUUCUGCUAGAUUGAGGAGGUACGACCCGAGCGUAUGUUCACCAAGGAGGUGCGGCUCAAACAGCGUCUGUUUCUGGCAUCUAGCGGCUGAGUAAGAAACACUGCACAACGCCCAGCUACAUCCAAGGUGGUAGCCCCAUCAGCGUGGUCGUCCCAGUGUUCGUUGGGACGUUAAACAGAACUGGCACGAUGGCCCUCCGGCGAGACAGGCACAUGAGUGUUGAAGGCCCAAUAAGCCACCCGUAAAAAUCCCCAUUGCGAAUAACAUAGGAGAAAAUACGACUCGAUACCAUUGGCAAAGACCCACGCGACGAAAUAAGGACUACGAUUGUAAACUUGGAACAUGGAAUUGCAAGUCACUAGGUUUCCCAGGACAGGACAGGACAGGAUAAUCUACGACGAACUACAUCCCCGCAACUUCGACAUCGUGGCGUUACAGGAACUUUGUUGGACUGGACAGAAAGUGUGGAAAAGCGGGCAUCGAGCGGCUACCUUCUACCAAAGCUGUGGCACCACCAAUGAACUGGGAACAGGAUUUAUAGUGUUGGGCAAGAUGAGACAACGUGUGAUCGGGUGGCAGCCGAUCAACGCAAGGAUGUGCAUGUUGAGAGUUAAGGGCCGUUUCUUCAACUACAGCAUCGUCAACGUCCACUGCCCACACGAAGGGAGACCCGAUGACGAGAAAGAAGCGUUCUACGCGCAGUUAGAGCAAACAUACGAUGGUUGCUCGCCGCGUGACGUGAAAAUCGAAAUGUACAGACCGGUAAUCGGGCGAAACAGCCUACACGCCGUAUCGAAUGAUAACGGCCAGCGAUGCGUAAACUUUGCAGCCUCCCGUGGUAUGGUAGUCCGAAGCACCCUCUUCCCCCGCAAAGAUAUCCACAAAGCCACCUGGAGAUCACCCGACCACCAAACAGAAAACCAAAUCGACCACGUUCUAAUCGACGGUUGAUUCUUCUUGGAUAUAACCAACGUCCGCACAUACCGCAGUGCGAAUAUAGAUUCGGAUACUACUUAGUCGCUGUAUGCAUGCGCUCAAAACUUUCGACAGUUAUCACUACGCGUCGAUGUCGAACGCCGCGGCUCAACAUCGAGCAACUUCGUAACGUAGAAGUGGCUCAAGACUACGCGCAGCAGUUAGCAGUGGCCCUACCAACGGAAGAGCAGCUUGGCGCAGCUACACUUGAAGAUGGCUGGAGGGACAUCCGAUCCGCCAUAGGUAGUACCUCGGCUACAGCACUAGGCUUCGCGACUCCGAAUCACAGAAACGACUGGUACGACGGCGAAUGUGAACAGUUGAAAAACGAGAAGAAUGCAGCAUGGACGAGAAUGCUGCAACACCGUAAGAGAGCGAAUGAGGCACGUUACAAACAGGCGCGGAACAGGCAGAACUCAGUCUUCCGGAUGAAGAAGCGCCAGCAGGAAGAACGAGAUCGCGAAGCGAUGGAAGAGCUGUACCGCUCGCGCAGAGGCUUCGUGCCACAAGCCGACAUGUGCCGAGAUAAUUACGGGAAUAUUCUCACGAGCGAGCGUGAGGUGGUCGACAGGUGGCGGCAGCAUUACGAUGAGCACCUCAAUGGCGACGUUGCAAGUACCGAAGGUGGCGUGGUAACAGAUUUAGGAGUAUAUGCACAGGACGAAAGACUUCCGGCCCCUGACCUCCAAGAGAUUGAGGAGGACGUUGGCCGGUUGAAAAACAACAAAACCGCUGGCGCAGAUCAACUACCAAGCGAGCUUCUAAAAUACGGUGGAGAAGCACUGGUGAGAGCACUACACUGGGUCAUUACCAAGAUUUGGGAGGAGGAAGUAUUACCGGAGGAAUGGAUGGAAGGUAUCGUGUGUCCCAUCAUCAAAAAGGGCGACAAUUUGGAUUGCGGGAACUACCGCGUGAUCACACUACUGAGCGCUGCCUAUAAGAUACUCUCUCAAAUUUAAUGCCGACGUCUAUCAGCGAUUGCAAGAGAGUUCGUGGGGCAAUAUCAGGCUGGAUUCAUGGGUGAACGCGCUACAACGGACCAGAUGUUCGCCACCCGCCGCCAGGUGUUGCAGAAAUGCCGCGAAUACAACGUGCCCACACAUCACUUGUUCAUCGAUUUCAAAUCGGCGUAUGAUACAAUCGAUCGAGAACAGCUAUGGCAGAUUAUGCACGAAUACGGAUUCCCGGAUAAACUGAUACGAUUGAUCAAGGCGACGAUGGGUCGAGUGAUGUGCGCAGUUCGAGU
Messenger RNA from Aedes albopictus (Asian tiger mosquito), 2553 nucleotides. RefSeq lists its product as uncharacterized. The transcript has 2 exons. Bases 1145 to 2266 code for a protein of 373 amino acids. The record is from RefSeq and is a predicted model, not a curated record. Lineage: Eukaryota; Metazoa; Arthropoda; Insecta; Diptera; Culicidae.